Condylura cristata (star-nosed mole) is the source of this 1816-nucleotide messenger RNA. It is a transcript of the gene VAPB, whose product is annotated as VAMP (vesicle-associated membrane protein)-associated protein B and C. The coding region runs from base 36 to 884 and encodes 282 amino acids. The transcript has 6 exons. Gene Ontology annotation, biological process: endoplasmic reticulum membrane organization. Gene Ontology annotation, cellular component: endoplasmic reticulum membrane; plasma membrane. Lineage: Eukaryota; Metazoa; Chordata; Mammalia; Eulipotyphla; Talpidae. The record is from RefSeq and is a predicted model, not a curated record. Gene Ontology annotation, molecular function: FFAT motif binding.
CGGCCCGGCCCCGCCAUGUGGCCCAUGUGCUUCGCAUGACCCGGGUCUUCUCCACUGGGCACCGUGCGCCGCAGGCCCGGCCUGCGCCCCUUGCUUCUCCCGGGCUGGAGGGAGCUGCAGUAAGCAGCGCCCGGCGGUCAGGACAGAGGACCGGCUCUCACGCGCUGACCAUCCGUGAGGGCGCAGACCUGCGCCUGGACCGUGCAGGGCCCUUCACCGAUGUCGUCACCACCAACCUGAAGCUGGGCAACCCGACAGAGCGGAACGUGUGCUUCAAGGUGAAGACCACGGCGCCGCGCAGGUACUGCGUGCGGCCCAACAGCGGGGUCAUUGACGCCGGGGCCUCCAUCAACGUGUCCGUGAUGUUGCAGCCUUUCGAUUAUGACCCCAAUGAGAAAAGUAAACACAAGUUUAUGGUUCAGUCUAUGUUUGCUCCGACUGACACUUCUGAUAUGGAAGCAGUAUGGAAGGAGGCAAAGCCGGAAGACCUUAUGGAUUCAAAACUUAGAUGUGUGUUUGAAUUGCCAGCAGAAAAUGAUAAACCACAUGACCUAGAGAUAAAUAAAAUUUUGUCCGCAACUGCGUCGAAGACAGAAGCGCCGGCGGCAUCGAAACCCCAGAGCUCUUCCCUGGACGACACCGAGGUCAGGAAGGUGAUGGAGCAGUGCCGGCGGCUGCAGGGGGAGCUGCAGCGGCUGCGGGAGGAGAACCGGCGCUUCAAGGAAGAAGACGGGCUCCGCAUGAGGAAGUCCCCCGCGCACAGCAACAGCCCCGUGCCCGCGCCGGCCACGGCGGGGAAGGAGGAGGGCCCGAGCUCGCGGCUGCUGGCGCUGGUGGUCCUGUUCUUCAUCGUCGGGGUCAUCAUCGGGAAGAUCGCCUUGUAGGGCGCUCGGGCCGGUGGCGGCUGUGGGCCUGCGCCUGGGAGCCACGUCUGCCGCAGCCACGUGUACAGAUCGGUGUAUGAGACAUCUCACGGGUCUUGCCUUUAACCCCUCCCCGACCCCGCGCCCGUGCGCACGCGCGCAGCUACUCUAGCAGCCGCCUGCAGGAAGCUGAGGGUGUACAGCACGGACGGAAGGAUGGUCUGGGCCGGAGCCGCGGGAACACGCUGGCAUGUGUGUCCUUGCAAGCACGUGCGGCCGCGGGCCGGGCACCUCUCGCCCCAGGACGUGCUCCCCGCUGCCACGCCGGCCCUCGGGGGCUCCCCCUCACUGUCGCCCCGCACUGCUCACCCCCACACGCACCCCGGCCUGCUGCUUCGUGUUCUGCCCGGCGGGCAGCUCCCUGGGACCCGGGGGCAGGGCGGAAGCCGAGCGCCAGCCACGCUGGGCCCGCGGGCGACGCCGCGGGCCACCGACCCGGCGCCGGGUGGGGUCGGCGCGUCUCUCGGGCCCCUGGGUCGCCCCCGCUCUGGCCCGGGCCCCACUGCGCGAGAGACGUUUGAUGCCUAUUUAACUUAUUGACUGCGUUUCAUCUCAUGUUUCCUUGUCUCGAGGUGGCUGCUCGCGCUGGGGCUGCAGUGGGGGGCGGCUGCGGGCGUCUGCGGGCAGAGCGGGUGCGCCUGGGAGGGGCGGCCCUGGCCGUGGCCCGCGACCGCUGUAUCCUCUCCGGGGAAGAGCGGCCACCACCGCCCCUCCCCUGCGCGCUUCUGUGGCGGGACCUCGGGCUAGUCCAGCCGGGCGGUGGGGCGGGGGACACGCCCGCCGUCCAUCGAUUGUGAUCGAGGGUUUGACUGUGAAUUCAUUUUAUGCCACAAAAGACCAAUUCUGUUUGACUAUGUAGCAUCAUAAAAGAAAAAAAUUAAAAUAAAGCCCCA